This is a messenger RNA of Acanthamoeba castellanii str. Neff, 1131 nucleotides long. Its product is annotated as NADH dehydrogenase, putative. Gene Ontology annotation, cellular component: mitochondrion. Bases 1 to 1131 code for a protein of 376 amino acids. The transcript has 11 exons. Gene Ontology annotation, molecular function: protein-containing complex binding. Lineage: Eukaryota; Discosea; Longamoebia; Acanthamoebidae. The record is from RefSeq and is a predicted model, not a curated record.
AUGAAGAGAGUAGCUGCGCAGGCCUCUUUCGCCGGACCCCGCUCCAUUGCGACUUCCCUGUCCUGGGAGGGAGCUGCUGGAGUGCGGGGGCUGCAUGUAAAUCUGCAGGGUGGUAGGUCGUCAGUGAGCGGCGUCGUCGCGACUGUUUUCGGCUGCACGGGCUUCCUCGGUCGCUUUGUGGUGAACAGGCUGGGUAAGAUCGGUUCCCAAGUGAUCGUGCCCUACCGAGGCGAGGAGAGCGCCUUCCGCCAUUUGAAGGUAAUGGGUGACCUCGGCCAAAUCGCCCCCGUGUGGUUUGAUCUUCGCGACAAGGAAACUGUUCGAAGGGCAGUGCAGUACAGCAACGUGGUCAUCAACCUCUUGGGCAAGCGCUGGGAAACCCGCAACUUCUCUUUCGACGACGUCCACCCCGAAGCGACUCGCACCAUUGCCGAGGCCGCCAAGGAGGCUGGCGUGGAACGCUUCAUUCAGGUGUCGGCCGCCGGUGCCGAUGUGAACUCGCCGUCCGCGUUCGCUCGCUCCAAGGGCGAAAGUGAGAAGGUGCUGAGGGAGAUCUUCCCCGACGCCACCAUCCUUCGCCCUACCGUGCUCUACGGUGCCCGGGACAACUUCCUGGUCAAGUGGGGUAUGAUUGCCCGCUAUUGGCCGGCCUUCGUCCGUACCCUUAAGGACACCAAGUUCCAGCCUCUCUACGUGGCGGACAUGGCCACGGCCCUGAUGAACGCCCUCGCCGAUCCGGAAACGGCGGGCAAGACCUACGAGCUCGGCGGCCCCAAGGUCUACACGCUCGAGGAGAUCACCGAACUGGUGACGCGCCUCACCUUUCUCGAGCCCUCCGUGGUCGACGUGCCCUUCCCAGCCCUCCGUGCCUUCGCUCAGGUCACCCAACCCUUCCUCCGUAAGCCAAGGUUCACGGUCGAGGAGCUGGACUACUGGAAGUCGGGUGAUGUGGUGGUGCCGGAGAACGCGCCCUUGACGAUCAACAACCUCAACUUCUCGACGGAGGACUUGACUGUUCUGGAGAAGGAGGCCGUGAACUUCCUGCGUCUCUACAGAAAGCCGGCCACCAUGAACCUCAUCCUCGAGGACCAACUGGACGUCAAAUCGCCGCGCGCUCGCGCGAGCCGCUGA